CUGGACGAUGGCAGACAUCCAGAGGAAACACGACGACGUGACAGUGACAGUGGACUCAAGCCCUGGUCACAAAGGUGUAGACGGAAAGGACGAGAAACCUGAGGGUACUUCCGGCAAACUAUCGGGUCUGUUGUACAGUGUAGAAGAGGUACCCCCAUGGGGUCUCUGUAUUUUGUUAGGAUUUCAGCAUUACUUAACAGCAUUUGGAGGGAUCCUGACGGUUCCGUUGAUCCUGUAUCGAGCGUUUUGUAUAGCAGAGGACAGGGUCGGUCUAAGUGAACUAAUCAGCACCAUUUUUUUCUGUUCCGGCAUGGCCACGCUACUACAGACUACACUAGGCGUCAGGCUUCCGAUCAUCCAAGGAGGAUCCUUCACUUUUCUCACGCCAACAUUCGCACUUCUAUCUCUCCCGAAAUGGUCGUGUGAGUACACGGAAGCCGAGAACGGACUCCGGAACCUCACAGAUCUACCUCCCUACGGCAGUCCCGGCCACCAGGAGAUAUGGCAUAUGCGCCUGCGCGAGAUACAGGGCGCCAUUAUGGUCGCGUCGCUUUUCCAGGUCGUGAUUGGUUUAACAGGUAUCAUGGGCGUGGUCCUAAGAUUUAUUGGCCCUCUAGCGGUCACCCCUACCGUGUCACUGAUCGGUUUAGGUCUGUUCCCGGAAGCGGCGGACCUUGCAUCCAAGCAGUGGUAUAUAGCCGUCAUGACUAUGGUGCUGAUUGCACUGUUUUCACAGUACCUUCGGAACAUCUCUAUACCCUUCUGUAGAUACUCAAGGCAAGACGGAUGUGGAACGUAUAAGCUUCCUAUAUUUAAACUGUUUCCGGUGUUGUUGGCGAUGUUGUCGGCUUGGGGAAUUUGUGGGAUUUUGACAGCAGCUGGAGCUUUUCCAACCGAACACACGGGAUGGGGAUAUGAUGCUCGGACGGACAUAAAGUUAAGCGUACUGAGUGAUUCCAAAUGGUUCCGCUUUCCAUACCCAGGUCAAUGGGGAGUACCCACUGUCAGUACUGCGGGAGUGUUCGGCAUGCUGGCGGGCGUCAUCUCGUCUAUGAUCGAAUCUGUUGGAGACUACAUCGCAUGCGCACGACUGUCUGGAGCGCCACCUCCACCGGAUCAUGCUGUUAACAGGGGUAUCGGGAUGGAGGGAAUUGCCUGUGUCUUAGCUGGCGCGUGGGGAUCCGGAAGCGGAACGACGUCAUACAGUGAAAACAUUGGUGCCAUUGGCAUCACCAAGGUGGGCAGUCGGCGCGUGGUACAGAUUGGAGGCUGUAUGAUGCUCAUACUAGGCUGUCUGGGUAAAUUCGGGGCAAUGUUUGUCACAAUUCCCGAUCCCGUUAUUGGCGGCAUGUUCCUCAUCAUGUUUGGAAUGGUGGUGUCUGUAGGAUUGUCCAACCUACAGUACGUAGACUUGUCGUCCUCCCGCAAUUUAUUCGUACUGGGUACAUCCUUGUUCUUCGGUCUCGCAUUUCCGGUCUGGAUAAAGGGCCACCCGAACAGGAUAGACACUGGUAAUGAUGUGGUUGACCAGAUACUCUCCGUGUUACUGGGAACAAACAUGUUUGUAGGCGGUCUUGUCGGACUUGUACUGGACAACACUAUUCCAGGGACAGACGAGGAGCGCGGGAUAAAGAAAUGGCGGGAAAUGACCAGUGUGACGGGAGGAGAGACUAAGCGCAGCACGGUGUAUGAUAUACCCCUUAUACAACCACUUCUCGACAAACUCUCGUGCUGGCAUUACUUCCCGAUGUGUCCGGCAUUUAACGGGUGUCAGCGACGACGUCAGGAUGAUCACGUAGUUGACAACCCCAAAUCAUAUGUCAAUAAGGGAUUUACUGACGGACAGGACAAAGAUUCAACUAAUCUGUAA
Messenger RNA from Ylistrum balloti, 1870 nucleotides. RefSeq names its product solute carrier family 23 member 1-like. Gene Ontology annotation, biological process: transmembrane transport. NCBI's taxonomy places the organism in Eukaryota, Metazoa, Mollusca, Bivalvia, Pectinida, Pectinidae. The transcript has 14 exons. Gene Ontology annotation, cellular component: membrane. Gene Ontology annotation, molecular function: transmembrane transporter activity. Bases 8 to 1870 code for a protein of 620 amino acids. The record is from RefSeq and is a predicted model, not a curated record.